AUGGGUUAUAUUUCGUGUAUGGACCAACGUGGAUUUUGGAUCCAAGACUGCAAUCUAAGUGAGCAUGAGAAAAGUAUCCAACUAAACCAGCUGGGAGAAUCACUUAAGGUCGCGACCAACCCAAACAUCGAAUAUUCCCUAGACAAUAAUGAUAUUGGAGAA
This is a messenger RNA of Sphenostylis stenocarpa, 162 nucleotides long. The record is from the annotation of a GenBank genome assembly. Lineage: Eukaryota; Viridiplantae; Streptophyta; Magnoliopsida; Fabales; Fabaceae.